CGCUUCGCUGUGAAGGCCUUGCUACGGACUUCGGAUCACCGGACUCGUUUACUGCAGGAGAAUGAAGUGAGGCUCCACAACAGAGCGUCUGGUCACCCGUCUAUUCUCACACUCUAUCAUGUGGUCGAUGAAGGACUCUUUACUUACAUGGUGAUGGAACUCUGUCCUUAUGGCGAUCUAUUCCGAGUCAUCGAGAGCGAAUUCUUCUCCAAUAACGUUCGCGCUAUCAAGUCGACUUAUGGGCAGCUUUUAGACGCACUUGUCCACUGUCACAGCUUGGGGAUCUACCACCGGGAUAUCAAGCCAGAGAAUAUACUCGUGAAGUGUUACGAGGACGAAUGUCCAAAGAUCGUGCUGGCUGACUUUGGACUCGCCACGGAAGAUCUCAAGGACUCUGGUGCAAUUGGAAGUGAAUUAUAUAUGAGCCCCGAAUGCCUCGGUCUUUAUGGAAAGGCCAUGCCGGACUAUGCUUGUGCCGCCAAUGACGUAUGGUCAAUGGGUGUCAUUCUUUCACUUCUUAUUUUUGGUCCCAAUGUUCCGUGGUCGAUGGCAUCGGACCAAUGCGAACACUUCGCGGCAUAUUGCAAUAAUAUCGACUGGUACUUCAUCGAAUACUUCAAUGUUACUGUCGAAGCGAACCAUCUCUUGACUGCUACGUUCCGGCUCAACCCUUACCAACGCAUUACUAUUAAUGCUCUCCAGGCUGAUUUCCACCUGGUAGACCAGUUU
Cantharellus anzutake is the source of this 729-nucleotide messenger RNA. RefSeq names its product kinase-like domain-containing protein. Gene Ontology annotation, biological process: protein phosphorylation; intracellular signal transduction. The transcript is spliced from 3 exons. The annotation marks the transcript as partial. Lineage: Eukaryota; Fungi; Basidiomycota; Agaricomycetes; Cantharellales; Hydnaceae. The record is from RefSeq and is a predicted model, not a curated record. Gene Ontology annotation, molecular function: ATP binding; protein serine/threonine kinase activity.